Messenger RNA from Meira miltonrushii, 3104 nucleotides. RefSeq lists its product as uncharacterized. Bases 272 to 2725 code for a protein of 817 amino acids. NCBI's taxonomy places the organism in Eukaryota, Fungi, Basidiomycota, Exobasidiomycetes, Exobasidiales, Brachybasidiaceae. The transcript has a single exon. The record is from RefSeq and is a predicted model, not a curated record.
CUUCUCACUCCUUCUAGCCGUCGAUCCUGUGUAUUGCAUAAAUUUAAAACGCCCGCGGCGUAUAAUCAAGCAUGUUCAUACAAACAAUCUUGCAGUUUUUGCUCAUUACACAAGAGUAAAUUUUUGUCCCCGUCAAUUUCAAAGAUCUUGACAUCUUACCGGCUUUGAUUCAAUACUACCACCAUCACGAUAAACAAAAGAAUGAGGACAAUGAAAGAAACUUUUAUACAACAAUCACCAUAGCAAUCUCUUUCUCUUUCAUCAAUUCAACAUGGCAGCUCUUUUGGGCGUCAAUUUUGGCAGUCAAAAACAUGCUUACUUUCAAACGAGAAUCACAAUUCAUGAAUUAACAAAUGUGCCAAUGGUUGCAGGCCAAUUUAAAGCAAAAUGGAAAGUUGAACAUACCCAUAAUCUGGCUUCGGCAAUCGCUUCAGCAACAGCUGCAGCUUCUUCUUCUUCUUCGGCAAAUCCGUCUACAAGCACAACAGCUCCAGAAUCAAAGCAAUUCCAUCAUCUAGCUCAUAAAAAGAGUACAAGUACCCUUAGCAGUUCUUUCGAUCGCGAUGAAAGUGGUAGCAUUGAUUCCGGUUCCAUAAGACGAGCACAUCACAAAGGCGGAGAUGAUGCUUCCUCCACGUACAGCAACAAUACCAAAAGCGAUCGAAAAGGAAGCUAUCGAAUCUUUUCCGGCAUUAGGGACGCCCUGAGACCACAUUCAUCCUCACAAACGUCGCCAGCAAGUUCGAAAAAGAGUAAGACUCCAAGAGAUAGCCAAGAUACAAGACGAUCGAUGGACGUGAAAAGCAAUGAUGGCGACGAUGGCUCAGAAGAAGCUUCUGAAGUUUUGACUGAUUAUCAUCAUGGUCGUGAAUCAUCUCAACAGAGCAACUCAAGCAAUGGCAAUCAGCAUCACAGCCAUCACCACAACCACGGCAUAGGGAACAAUCAUCCACGUGGUGAAACUUCAAGCUCACCCGUAAAGGAUAGCAGGGUGGUAUGGGAAAAGCAGCUUGAUGUUGGUGUAAGGUUCAAUGUUGAGAAGCCCAGGAAUGUUUCAGGUGGAUCACACUCUGGAACUACACUAAAUGAGCAAGCGGCAAUAAAGUCUUCUCGAUCGACAGACGCUCCGAUGCGUAGAUCGGCAAGUCAAAGGGAUGUGCUUGCAAAUUCGGCUGGCAUUCUACAUCAUGAUGGCAGUGGAUCAAAUACUUCACACGAUACGUCUGGUUGGGGUAUGUUGGCUUCAUCUGAAUUGCGCAUCUCCGUCAGAGCAGAUGUACCGACAGGCAUCGAAGGCAAUCAUGCUGAUCAUCAAACAAUGAUGAAAUUCGGUCAUGUUUCGAUCAAUUUGGCAGAAUUUGCACCUCAUCCACAUCAUCAUCAUCAUCACCAUCACCACUAUCACACGACACAUUCGGAACACCAUCAUCACCAUGUUUUGAGCAGAACGGAAACCAGAAGAUACCUGCUUUUGGAAGGUCCGACGAACGCAACAGUAAAAAUCACUGUUGAAAUGAAACAUGUAGGUGGGACGCGAGAGUACCAAGUACCUGCCAAUAGACGUGGCUUAUUGGUCGGAAGUCUUGUACCUACCUUGGAAGGCUCUUCUCCGACAGGAAGCAAGGGACCUUCAAGCUCCGCAGGAUCGGAAGCAGAUGAUGGAUCGAGCUCAAACGGCGGCAGCGCUGACCAGCCUAGCUCAGAAACACAUGGUGGCGGUCGAUCUACGAGCGUGACAAAAGCUCUAAGUGAUUGGAGUCCACACAGUGUUGCAAGACAUUCUCGUAUCCCAGAAGAAAACCUUCGCACGAAGCUAUCACACAAAGAUACAGCUCGUGCUGUAAAGGAAAGAGGUGGAGGCGGUAGAUUGGCCUUCUCAUUUGCAGCAGGUGCUCAUCAUGAUCGGCCACCAGAAUCGGUGAUCGAUUCAUUAUUUGAUUCAAACAUGCUCACGCCAACACCUAGCAGAGAUGAAAAGUCAUCUUUGCACCAACAACAGAAAAAGGGACAGGAUAAAUCAGAACAAACACCUAAAGCACGGGAUAUGGCUUCCAAGCAAUUCAGCAAUGCCGGUCAGUCAGCCAGAAGUCAUAACUCUUCCGCUUCAUCCAAAUCGGGCGGCGUCCGAUGGGACUUGAGCACCGAGAAGGCAAAGUCUAGCUCAAGUUCUAUUCCCGAAUCUGGGCCUGACGAGCAAAACACUAAAUCGACAAAAGCCUCUUCCGAUUCUGAACCAAAUUCUGGACCAAGCACAUCGAAUCCUUUGUCCUCUUCGCGUAGAAAGGAAGAACAUGAUACCAAGACGUCUGGUGAAGAUAAAUAUCGUACAUCCGUUCAACUUCAACCUCCUCAAACACCACCUGACGUCGUUAGAAAUGAAGAAUUGUCCAAAGCACAUCCAGCACUAGUUUAUCCAACGCCUUGGUCUGAAACAUCGACGGCAACGGAAACGCCCCCGACAACGCCAUCCUUGAACAAGAAACAAUCGAGAAGAACGCUAGGAUUGACAAAAGAAUCAGCAAUGAUGGCUGGCUAUAGAGGAGCAGGUUGGGGCACGCUAGAAUUAUCAAAGCAUGGCAGCAAUCUUUCUAUUGAUAGUAGCGAUAGCGGAAGUGAACAAGGUAAUCAUUCACUUCAUAAUCAUCAUAGAUCUCCUACUUUUGCUUAUUUGCACGAUCGAACUCGAAGUCCUUCACCUUCGCCACUUCAACAACUUGCACACUAGAAGAAAAAGAAAAAUCGCGAUUUUUCUUUUUCUUCUUGUAUUUUUAUCAUAGUUUCGGUUUGCGAUUCAAUAUUGUACUUGUUCCGUAUGUCUCUCAUGCCAUUUAAUUGAUCAAUUGCAUUUCGAUCAAGCUUAUCUAUCUGGCAUUGUUGCAAUCACGUUUCUUUGUUCUUCUGAUAAAUCGAUAUCUGCUUUGAUCGCAGAAGCGAAACAAGGAACGAUUAAUAAAAGGACAAUGACUGAAGUUGUAACAACGAACAAGCGCAUAAAAACAACAAAUUGAUGAUAAUGCUCGUCUUCCAUUAUGUACAGAGCGUAAGAGAUGGAGAGCUUGGGGAAGAAAGAUGAGCUUUUCAUAAGGCUGUUUAUAUCUCAGGAA